Aspergillus brunneoviolaceus CBS 621.78 is the source of this 807-nucleotide messenger RNA. RefSeq lists its product as uncharacterized. The record is from RefSeq and is a predicted model, not a curated record. The transcript is spliced from 3 exons. Lineage: Eukaryota; Fungi; Ascomycota; Eurotiomycetes; Eurotiales; Aspergillaceae. Bases 1 to 807 code for a protein of 268 amino acids.
AUGCGAUGGCUGCAGACCUGCUCAGUAACGCUGUUCUCGGGAUCACACCAACAGCAACCUACAUCUGUAGACACCCAUGCGCCAUCUGCAAUCCGCCGGGCAAAUUACUUCUCGGCAUUGGAUUUGUAUCGUCCCUUAGGUCCAGAUUACCGGGGUGGUAAAGCUCGGUCAAUUCUCGAAUGCUUAGCGUGGUCUUCUUCGUUCUUCCCCAUCGCCACGGCAACUAUAUCAAUGGUCGCCGCACUUUCGUUCGCCAUCGCCAUCUGCUUGAAUGAGCUAGCUGAGGUCAACAACAGAUGCUCUGGCGGCUCCAGAAGUAGCGCUUGCCAAAAGCCUAGCGCAGCCAUCCGAGAUACUUCCAUGGGGGCCGAGCACUACACAGUCACAGCAACCUCGGUAGCGUCAUCAAGUUGUGUUCUGGGAUUGAUUAUAAUGCCCCGGCGUGUGCGCAUUACGCGCGAUUGCCACUCCUGCGGCAGCCCCGGAGUAGCCAGAGUCAAGGCUCUGGCUGCUUUGAAGUCUGCUACCAAGACUCGACCUUCCAAGACCACGUUCGCCGCUUCCUCGACGUCAGGCGAUCAUCGGCAGGAGUCCGCGAAAUCUCCUAAGACGAAGGAACCAAUGGCCAGGGAAAGUGCCGACGACGGUGGCAAGGGGCGGGAUGAGAGUGCCGGCAUUCCUCCUUUGAGAGAUGCCAACCUCUGGCCGACACCCGAUGUUGCUCAAGGUGAGGAGAAGAAGAAGCCUCAGGAGAAAUCUGAUAAGAGCCCGGUCAUUCGCCCCCCACGACAAGCAGCUUCAGAUUAA